Messenger RNA from Mandrillus leucophaeus (drill), 290 nucleotides. It is a transcript of the gene S100G, whose product is annotated as S100 calcium binding protein G. The record is from RefSeq and is a predicted model, not a curated record. Gene Ontology annotation, molecular function: transition metal ion binding; calcium ion binding. The transcript has 2 exons. Lineage: Eukaryota; Metazoa; Chordata; Mammalia; Primates; Cercopithecidae. Gene Ontology annotation, cellular component: cytoplasm. The coding region runs from base 2 to 241 and encodes 79 amino acids.
AAUGAGUACUAAAAAGUCUCCUGAGGAACUGAAGAGGAUUUUUGAAAAAUAUGCAGCCAAAGAAGGUGAUCCAGACCAGUUGUCAAAGGAUGAACUGAAGCUAUUAAUUCAGGCUGAAUUCCCCAGUUUACUCAAAAGUCCAAACACCCUAGAUGAUCUCUUUCAAGAACUGGACAAGAAUGGAGAUGGAGAAGUUAGUUUUGAAGAAUUCCAAGUAUUAGUAAAAAAGAUAUCCCAGUGAAGGAGAAAACUAAAUAGAACCCUGAGCACUGAAGGAAGAGCACCUGUGC